This is a messenger RNA of Saitoella complicata NRRL Y-17804, 506 nucleotides long. RefSeq lists its product as uncharacterized. Lineage: Eukaryota; Fungi; Ascomycota; Saitoellomycetes; Saitoellales; Saitoellaceae. The transcript has 2 exons. The coding region runs from base 92 to 355 and encodes 87 amino acids. The record is from RefSeq and is a predicted model, not a curated record.
GCAAUCGUAAGUUCGUAGAUCCUGUGACGUCACCCCCAACGCUGCACAACCCUUCACACACCGCCUCUCCUCCAACACCACACCACACAAAAUGUCAUCCACAAACACAGGCACGAACACAGGCUCUUCCGCCGCCUCCGGCGUCAAAGGAAUCGCAGCUGCAAUCCACGGCGCUGGCGAACAACUCCGCGGAACCUUCAACUCUGGCGUCGAUGCCGCGUUCAACGACAAGGAAGGUGUUGCGAAGAAUGAGGCUGUUACGCAGCAGGGACGGAAUGAGGUUCAGACCGGAGAGCCCGGGUGCGGACAGGGUUUGGGUGCGAAUCCGGCGAGUGGGGAGGGGAGGAGGUUGUAAGUCUUUUCAACUGAUGCGACAAACAAGGCGAAGAGGGUAUGCUUGGAAUGAAUGCUCUUGACGGGCACAAGGAGUGUAUGCUUAGCGUUUCCUGGGAUGAAUCCCACUGAGAGGCUUAGGGUACAGGUCCAUUGCAAAUGAAUACUUCAGU